AUGCUAGAGGACCUAAACAAAGCCCCUGAACGAGCUAUUGUCAUUCUGCAUGCCUGUGCUCAUAACCCAACUGGGACUGAUUUAUCUCAUGAUCAGUGGAAUCAAUUGGCAUUACUUAUCAAGGAGAAAAAACUUUUCCCUGUAUUUGACAUGGCUUAUCAAGGAUUUGCUAGCGGAAACCUAGAUAAUGAUGCUUGGGCUGUCCGUUUAUUUGCUUCAAUGGGGAUGGAGAUGUUUAUUGCUCAAUCAUUUUCGAAAAAUUUUGGACUUUAUAAUGAACGUGUAGGCAAUCUAAUAUUUAUCACACAAGAUCCAGUAACUACAUCACAUGUGAAAUCACAAGUGAAAUUAUUAAUUCGUCAAACAUGGUCCAAUCCACCACAACAUGGUGCACGAAUUGUUGCUACCAUAUUAAAUAAUAUUUCGUUAUUCAAUGAAUGGAAAACCUGUGUGAUUACAAUGGCCCAACGUAUUCGUGAAAUGAGGCAGGGACUUUAUGAGCGCUUGAGAAGUUUGGGAACACCUGGGAAUUGGGAACAUAUCAUUAAUCAAGUUGGCAUGUUUUCAUAUACCGGUCUAACAUCUACCCAAACACAAUAUAUGAAAACAAAACAUCAUUUAUACAUUAUGCAUGACGGUCGUAUUAAUAUGUGCGCUUUAACUACAAACAAUAUUGACCAUAUUGCACAAGCUAUACAUGAUACGGUUAUUAAUGUCAAAGAAUAA
Schistosoma mattheei is the source of this 726-nucleotide messenger RNA. The record is from the annotation of a GenBank genome assembly. Lineage: Eukaryota; Metazoa; Platyhelminthes; Trematoda; Strigeidida; Schistosomatidae.